ACAUCUGUUCAGUUUACAUUCACUCUGUUCUAGGUAAUGACCCAUUUAUUAUGGUAAACACUGCUUGUAAUACACAACCGCCUCAUGUCAGAAUGGGGGCCCUGGCAUGGAAGAGGUGUGUUGGAUGUGGAUGCAAGAUUUUGGACCGCUUCCUCCUGUUUGCUUUGGAUGGAUACUGGCACUGCCACUGUCUCAAGUGCUCCUGCUGCCAAGCCCAGCUGGCAGAAAUUGGCUCAUCGUGUUUCACAAAGCGUGGCUUGAUCCUCUGCAAAAGUGACUAUAUAAGAUUAUUUGGUAACAGCGGAGCCUGCAGGGCUUGCAGCAAGUCUAUCCCAGCAAAUGAAAUGGUUAUGCGAGCACAGGGCAAUGUUUUCCAUGUCAAGUGUUUUGAAUGUUCCAUCUGCCAUAACCAGCUACUACCUGGUGAGCGCUUUCACUAUGCGAAUGGAAAACUGUACUGUGAACGGGACAGGCCAACAUCUUGUGUGCACAGAAACGACCACUUGGAUUCACUCAGGGAGCACAACAUAUCCGAACCGAAGUCCUGAGCUCAUCUUUUUGCUGAGCUCCGAGAAAGAGACACUAAUGGAGCUCCUAGUUUCAUAUUCAAUACCUCAUAUAACCCAGUAGUUGCUUUGUCAGCUACAGUCUAUUUUGUGAAGGUCUAAUAUUGUGGAAAUUCAAUGUAUAUGGUAAUAUCUGGCAGUUUAAAUGAGGUUAGCCAUUGGAGCUAUAAAGCAAUAUCAGCGAGCAUCCUUGCGUAUCAUAAUCAAUUAUGAAUUGGUUUUGCACAGAAUGACCUUUCUUAUAUGUUGUGGACCUGCAAUUUAGUUUGUGUUUGUUAGUUUUGAAAUAGUGAUGUGUUCUUCACUUUCAGGCAGUGAGAACACACCAUCCUCCACUGGUGUGUGUGAGUGACGUUGAUCUUUUGGUAAUGAUACGGAUAUUCUUCCUGGUCUGCAAUUACAGUAUCACUGCAAUUAACCUGUUCAUAAAUCAAAUUUAGCAGCAUCCAGAGAGCCCAUGUUCUCUGUAUCCUUUAAAACAGCACUCCAGAUGAUCUCUUGGAGAGCAUGAUGGGUUUUUUGUUUGUUUGUUUUUUAAAUUAAUUUUAAGCUUGCUA
Rhinichthys klamathensis goyatoka is the source of this 1123-nucleotide messenger RNA. It is a transcript of the gene lmo4a, whose product is annotated as LIM domain only 4. NCBI's taxonomy places the organism in Eukaryota, Metazoa, Chordata, Actinopteri, Cypriniformes, Leuciscidae. The transcript has 3 exons. Bases 51 to 548 code for a protein of 165 amino acids. The record is from RefSeq and is a predicted model, not a curated record.